AUGCACAAUAACUGUUCCAUAGCAGAACUCAAGAAUACUUGCCUCGAUCUCGCUGUAUUUCAGCAUCAAAACGUUUCACCACAAUUCAUAGUUUUCAUUUGCGCAAUUAACAUUAUACUAUUAAUAACAUCAGCAAUUGGAAAUACUUCGGUCAUCUUAGCAGUAUGGAAGACUUCUUCGCUUCGCUCUCCUUGGAUGGUUUUUCUCUCUGGACUCGCCAUAACUGACUUCGCUGUUGCUGUCUUUGUUCAACCAUCAUUUGAAGCUUUCACUCUGAUGCUGCUUUUUUCAAACUCUGACAUAAAUGAGUGUUAUUUCGAAAUUAUAUUUGGCACUCUUUGCUACACGGUGUGCGCUGCUUCUUUGAUGACCGUUACAACCAUCAGUGUAGAUAGGUUCUUAGCAAUUCAAUAUCACUUGAGGUACUCCAGCAUCGUAACUGUUCCACGAGUCAUCUAUAUUACUGGUAUGAUCUGGUUAAUGGGUGGAUUUUUGGCAACCCUCUUACUAUGGGCAGGGAAAAGGGUUUUUCAAAUAGUCAUGACUUGUGGAAUAGCAUUUUGCCUCUCUAUGUGUACAAUUGUGCAUUUCCAAAUUUAUCAAAACGUUCGUCGACAUCAACGACAAAUCCAAGCACAAGUGCAGGCAGUACAAGAUGGGACUGGAUUACAGAUGGCGCGAUUUAAAAAAACAGCUAUCAACGCCUUUCUAGUUCAUUACUUUCUACUUUUCUGCUAUACUCCAGUGUUCAUAUCGAUAUUAUUAGCCAGAAAUUUUGAAAACAGACCUGGUUUUGAUUCAUGGAAUGAGUUUUAUAGUCCAAUUGUGUGGAAUACAUCAGCAACUAUAGUGUUUAUGAAUUCGGCUUUCAAUCCAUUAAUCUAUUGUUGGCGGCUUCGAGAAAUGAGACUCUCUGUAAAAAGAACCUUAAGGAGGAUGGUAUGCAAGAAUUGA
Messenger RNA from Pocillopora damicornis (cauliflower coral), 954 nucleotides. Its product is annotated as melanocortin receptor 3. NCBI's taxonomy places the organism in Eukaryota, Metazoa, Cnidaria, Anthozoa, Scleractinia, Pocilloporidae. The record is from RefSeq and is a predicted model, not a curated record. Gene Ontology annotation, cellular component: membrane. Gene Ontology annotation, molecular function: G protein-coupled receptor activity. Gene Ontology annotation, biological process: G protein-coupled receptor signaling pathway.